CGCAUCCCAGAGUUCCAAGAUAAUGCAAAUGGCCGCUUGACUACCAGCUGCCGAUUCUAGACGCUGUUGGACCGGGCUACCGGGCGUUCGAGGGCGUGUUUCUGUAAAUGUUGUUACACUGUAUUCCAGUGAACGCAUUUCUAAAAUCGGCCGCAAGAUGAUGCAAUUUAUGCUGCUGUUCAGCCGUCAGGGCAAGCUGCGGCUUCAAAAGUGGUACAUGGCUCAUCCAGACAAGUUGAAGAAGAAGAUCACUCGUGAACUAGUCACGACCAUCCUUGCCCGGAAGCCGAAGAUGUGCUCCUUCCUCGAAUGGAAGGACCUGAAAGUUGUCUACAAACGGUACGCCAGUCUGUAUUUCUGUUGUGCUGUGGAACAGGUGGACAACGAGCUGCUGACUCUUGAAGUAAUUCACCGAUAUGUGGAGCUGCUGGACAAGUAUUUUGGAAGUGUGUGCGAGCUGGACAUCAUCUUCAACUUUGAGAAGGCCUACUUUAUCCUUGACGAGCUGCUUGUUGGCGGCGAGAUGCAGGAGACGAGCAAGAAGAACGUUCUUAAGGCCAUUGCAGCGCAAGAUUUACUUCAGGAGGAAGAAACUCCGCAAGGGUUUUUUGAGGAUCACGGACUCGGUUAGGGCACAACCGUGGGGCUCCGGCCUUCUGCCGAUCGGCCGGGGCUUACGGGCAACUUCUAACAAAGAACGCUCUAAUCUGUCCACCCCCUAAAGAAACCGUUGUGCAUUCCACUCCAAGCAGUAUGUGUUCUCUUGCUGUCUUGAGCGAGUCAUUUUUUUUCAUCUUUUUUAUAUUGAGAUGAGGUGGGAGUAAGAAAAUGGUGUGCACACCACUGGCUUGAUUCAUUUUUUAACAUACUUUUUGCUCCUCCCCUCUCGUCUUUUUAAUGGAUUGCUUUUUUUUAAAGUUUGAUUGUGGGUCUGGUUAUCACUUGUCUGCUCUUGAUACUACGACACCGAUUGCUGCUGCUCAAGAUUUGGUACUCUGUUGUGGCCCUGAAGAGCCUCUUGAUGUUCAGUGUCGGUAGUUCUUACUGGCCCUGCCAUCCUCCCAGGUAUCACUAUUUUUUGUGGCAUAAUGCAGGUGUAGAUGUAGGGCUGUGUGAAAGUGAGCUGACUGCCUUGUAGUAGUAGGAAAAUACCACUGCACAGUGAUGUGAGUGUUGUGAAAUGUUGACUUAACCUAUUUAAUUUAGUAGCUAACUGUUUUGCUGUGCCAGCAGCGCAGUGUAAGUGUGUUGGAGGUUGUGUUUUCUGGCAUUGGAGUGUUUUCAAAAGAAGUAACUUUGAUUGAUUAAGGCCGGGUUUUUUGCUGAAAGUUUAUCUGGCAGCUUUUUAAAACAUCAUGUGAUUGGGGCUGCCCAUAAUACACAGUUUUCUAAUGACAGUGUGAAGAUGUUCUUAUUUAGUGUGGUUAAGAGUGUUCUGGUAAGGCCAGGCAUGAUCUGCUCAAAGCAUGUGGAACGUUGAUCUGGAAAACAGUGUCUAAGCUUGUUUAGUACUCAUGUCGUUGCACAUACUGCUGCACAAUGGCAUCACAAGUACUCUGAUUGUGGAUGGUCCACACAGCAUGACAGUUGAAGCCUGCCGUCUGGAGCAUAGCUUUGUGCGCAGACACGAAUGAAGUAUGACCACAUGCUUUGCACGGAUCUUGAAUGGCAGCUACAUGUUUGAGCAGAUGGUUUGGCAGCUGGUAUAUGAUUAGAAGUGAUUUUCUUUUUUUGGCGUGACAUUAAUUUCUUUAUUCAAGUACAAUUUUGACUGAUGACUUCCCUGCAAGUUGGUAUGUAGUUGUGCACCUAUACUUGCCAUGUUCAACUUGUUGUCGAACCUGAGGAUAAUGUCAGCGUUGCACGAAGUUUGUGAGUUGUGUUUAAUAAUGUCAGCGUUGCACCAAGUUUGUGAGUCAUUGUGUUUAAGUUUUCUUAUGAUUUAUGAGGCUAAGCCUCAGUGAAAAAAGCUUAUGAUCGAGGCAUAUUUCCAUCCAUUUUUAGUGAAGCGUAGUUUCUUGCUUAAUAAAUAUUAGGGACUGUUGUGAAUCAGAAAGGCAUUGAGUUGCUUUCGAGUGCUGGCUUUAAGAGCGGUUUUCUGGGUUUGGAUGGUACAGCGGACUUUGUUGUGAAUUUCUAGUUCCAUUCAUGCAUGUAUGAUUUCUUUACAUGACUGCCGAGUCAUCAAAGUGUGUCUAAAAAGCAUUAGUGUGAAGGUGUCAUAGGCCACAAGUUGUACCUCAGCGGUAGCUUGUCAUUUUCAAAUGAUUCAAAAGUCGGUGUUCAAGGUUCAUGUUUUACAUGAGAGUGUGGAGCUAUGGUUUUUGCUUCUCUUUUGGUUUUUCAUUCAUGACAAGUCAGAGCAACUCCUCUGCAAGGUUGUUUGCAAAUGUUCAAAGCUCUAAAGCUUUUUGUUUAGGCAGUUGGUUUAGGAGAUCAGCAGCACAUAACACAGUGGUAAGAGAUCAGGGCCUGCAGGAUCGGCUGCAAGUGAGAAAUACAUGCAAUGAAAGUAAUAAGCCAUGCCCGAUACAUCCUCAAGGUGAUAAUAGAAGCGAAGGCCAGCUUUGCAGCAAGGCUUUCUUUAUUUCUAGGUAUAUUCUUGAUGAAGCUAUAGUCUGGGCUGCCUCUUUGUAUGGAGUUCAGUGCAUGCAGUAUGAGUAAAGUGUUGGAAUUCAGAGCUGGGGAAACAUGCAUGCACAUCAAUCGGGUCUGGUGCUCAGGUUAAUGCUGGUACUUGAAACAACAGUAUUACAUCCAUACAAUGCAGCACUGAUUACAAGCAGCGUUGAUUGUACACCUGUCCUUAUUUGGACAUCUGUGUACAUGAGAUCGACAUGAUUGGGAAGCUUUCAGGUUGAAUGAGCUCAGACUGAGGCGUUCCUUGAACACUGGAGUAGCUUUUUCAUGAAACAGUAGAGUGAAGUACAUUUCCUGGCUUUUACGUUGCACCUGUGCAAAUGUGCACAUUGUGACUUGCUGUGUUCUCUGACUUUUUAGUGUUCAGUGAUUUGCACAUUUUACUUGUUACCUUCGACUGGUUGUGCAAUUUUAUACAAGUGCUGCAUAGUGAGCUUCGUCAGUUUGAGACGAGCUUGCAAGGUUCCUGCUUGUCAUGAAUCAGCCCGAAAUGUGUGGACAUUCUUUUGAUUGUGGGAAAGGGUAGGAAGCAUUGUCAUUUGUGAUAUCUUCAAGCCCUAGGUACUACUUCAUGGGGUUCAUAUAACUGUGAUCUCAUCAUUUUAAGGGUAAAACAAAAGUACUUCUUUCUUUGGCAGCGUUGUCACGAGGUGCGUUGCUGCUUUCUUAACACAAACCUCAGCAGCAAGAGCUAUAGGGGUGACUCCUUAUUGAGUCUUGUGCUCGUCUUGAAAUGAAGUCAGAUGACACCCAAAGAAGUCAAAUUCUUGACAGGUGACUGCUAAUUUACCUUUGUGUGCAUCUUAUAGUGCAACUCUUAUAGCACAGCUAUAUCAUGUUCCUUUUUUUUGUUCUUGCACAGGCAGCUUUUAUUGAGCUGAACCGCCCUUUUCGGUGGUUGCAGUUUAGUUUACUUAUGCAUGCCACUCUUUAAAAGAUGCAACUGGUUCUUCGUGCUGCACUAUAAACUUUGAAUUUCUUUAUUGAUUAUUGAGACCCCCCAAGGCUGGAGAUAUUGACUCUGUUGCAUCUGCUUUGGAGUGUAAGGGCAGCACAAAUUCAUUUCUGUGUUGAAAGUUGAACAAGUCUUCGCAGAUGACUAAAUGUGCCCAAAUAAAUUGUUUGAGAAGUCAUUUCCUUUCUUUUGUUAAUCAGAAAAAUGAGAGACCCCAAGCUUUUUCCUUUGUUAUGUUCUUUUUUGGAUUGUUGAGCAUGUGCUAGGCUGUAUGCACAGUAGAGUCAUAAGAAGAAGCAUUUGCCAGUGUUUCAAGAAAUGUGUAUGAGUUUUGAGUCACCCUCACAGAGGCUUAUGUCACUGGUUAGAUAAAAUGUGAUAGUUAUGGCCAUAACGUAAACUCUGCCUUAAAGCUGCUUUUUUUGUUUGCACUUUACAGCAUGUAUAGUGGUUCUUUGCAUAUACUUUUGUUUAGUGUGCCAGAAAUGAGCUGCAGUUAUAUGUAGUGUGAGUGUGUGAACAGUCCUCAAUUGAUGUUAACCGUAUGUAGUUGUUGUAACCAAGUGUUGCAGGUUGUUUUGACUACUUACUACAUUUUGCCAGUGCGCAUUAUUGGCACUGGAGAGUACUGUUUAUUUUAAGGAAUGGGCAAACUUUUGCUUGCCAUGUUCUGGGGCAGCUGAAAUGUAAUACAUUCCUACACAGGUAUCAUGGCUGGUUUGGCAUUCAAAGCAAUUCACACUGUAAAAAAGAAAGAAAAUGGUGUGCUGUGAACAGUGAGGCGUGUUAGCAUUGCUGUGAACCCAGGAAUCCAUUAGUGUUAAGCUAUUAAGGCACAUAAUGUGUUGAUUAACCUUUGUCUGGAAGUUUGCAUGACAUUUAUCCCAAUUGAAGCCUUUUCAUUGUGGUGUUGCUUGUCCAAAGGGGCAUAUACCGAAUAUCCUCUUAUGGCGAGUGCUUUCUUGCCAGCAUGUUCAGUGUUUUACAUCACGUGAGGUUUGCCAACCUGCUUAUCCUGGAGGGUAUAGUAUGAGAGAAAGCAUAAAUAUCAUUUCAAUUGCCUUUUUGCAAGUUUUCUCUCAAAACCAGCUUGUAACCAAGAUAUAGUGAAGUGCGUGGCUUGCCCUAGUGAUGAAAGGAAAAUGUAACUGAUCAAAUGGGUUCAAUCCUUUUACAUGCUGCCAGACAUAGGCAUGAUGUUGACUGGCUAGCCACUUGUAUGUUAGGUAUGGGCACACUGCUCCAGAAACAAAGGGAAGCUGAUUUGUUGUUGCUGUACAACUUUUUGCCACCAGAUGAUAGAGCUUUCUGCCACCAGAUAAGUCAGCAUACUGGUGUGUAUUGUCUGGGAGAUUGGUGACUGCGUCCGCGCACUGCUGAAAGCAGGCUUAAAUAAUCUGUUGAAAGGCAAGUUGUGCAGCUCACGCUGACGCACUGCCUGUUGCAAGAAUCAUCUGCAGACCAACUACCUGCUUCUGUACUUCUUUCUUUGUCCAUUGCAUAGCUGUUGGCUCAGCAGUGUCGCAUGCCUUUCAUCCCAUGGCUGGACUCUGUCCAUGCUUUCCUUCAGUACUUCUGCUGUCUAUCCGUGGUGGUCAACCUCAAUAAGACUUGAGAGCAUUGCUUGUGUGCUUUGUUGAUACCUGCUGCUUAUGAUCUUUUUGUUGGAAUGCCACUGUACUUGUUGCAUAGCAGUGGAAACAGAGGUAAUCUGUUGCUUGUAUUGUGGGCCCCUGUUAUUUUUCUUCUUAAAUGUAUUUCAAUGAAUCGCUGUGUGAGAUUGGUCAAAUUGGCAUCUGCUACAUCAGGAGGCGACUGUGCUGUAAACAAAGCAGAAUAAAACGUACCUACAAAUA
Dermacentor albipictus is the source of this 5451-nucleotide messenger RNA. RefSeq names its product AP-1 complex subunit sigma-2 (gene AP-1sigma). Gene Ontology annotation, molecular function: clathrin-cargo adaptor activity. Gene Ontology annotation, biological process: intracellular protein transport; vesicle-mediated transport. The record is from RefSeq and is a predicted model, not a curated record. NCBI's taxonomy places the organism in Eukaryota, Metazoa, Arthropoda, Arachnida, Ixodida, Ixodidae. Gene Ontology annotation, cellular component: intracellular membrane-bounded organelle; membrane coat; AP-1 adaptor complex.